AAAAAAAAAAAAAGCGGUUUUGUUGCUGACGAAACUUAUAACCUUACAAGUUUACAAAUUACAAUAUGCACCUUCUCGCUUACACGGCCCAAGAUCUAGGGUCGUUUUACACACGGGUGAUUGCAGCUACAUAUCUGGUAAGGUACCUGGGCAGUGAAACUACACCGAACACUGCCUAGUGUUGCUCUAUAUAUUCUAUAUUCCUGCCUAUCUGGGAUUCACAGCCCGACAUCGUCCUCAACUUGCCCCUGUCAAAUAACCGUUGAGCCGUUGAGUAUCAACCUUGGCAAGGAGUACUAUGUUAGAGGAUGGGAGGUAACUUUGGCGUUUUCUAUGACGUUAGGGGAUCUCCCUAAAAUAGUUCAAUUGGUGUCACACGGACAUUCGAUGCACACAGCCCGGGACGGGGACGCGGCAACCCUCAUUUCCAUCUUGGAGGCAGCAAACGCCUCGAAUAUUUAACUCAUCCAAUCUUAUUAUUUACUUUACGCACGUCCCUAGGUUCUUAGGAGCAAGUCAUAUCUCGUAAAAUAUAUACUUGGAUUGUGUUCUGUUAUAGACACUCGGAUCGACUCCCAGAUGGCCACCAAUGGUAAUAACACACUGCCUACCAACUCGAGGAUAAAUGGAAAUGGCGAUGAGGAGCGGCAGCCUCUCCUUAACAGUAGUUAUGUGACGUUCAAAUCAGCGAGAUGGCGAAAGAGCUUGACGACGGACGUUCGCCGCGACUGGGCCGACCUAGUCCUGCUCGCCUGCUAUAUCAUUACUGGCAUGCUUGAUAGCGCAUCGAUAUCCACCUGGGGUUCGUUCGUGUCGAUGCAGACAGGAAACACGGUGUAUUUUGGCCUCGGCAUUGCCGCACCGCACGAGUCGACGCGGUGGAUCAAGUCGGGGACCUCACUCGGCUGCUUCUGCAUCGGGUCCGUCUUCUUUAGCUCCUUCCACCGGAUGCUAUCGCCGUCGCCUAAGCGGCGUUGGGUGCUCUGCGCGUCCUUCACCAUCCAGAUGCUGUUUGUUGCCGGUGCUGCGGCGAUUCUUACCUUCGGGCCCCAGUCCGACCGUGAGUCUAAGAAGGAGGCCAUCGACUGGCCAGUGCUUGUCCCAAUUGCCCUGAUCGCUUUUCAAAGCUGUGGUCAGGCGGUCGCCAGUCGUGCGCUCAAGUACAACGCGCUUACUAGCGUUGUCCUGACCAGCAUUUACUGCGACUUGUUCUCCGAUGCUGCGCUGCUCGCGCCGCAUAAUCCUGAGCGCAACCGUAGAGUCGGCGCCCCUGUUUUGCUUCUCAUCGGUGCUGUGCUUGGUGGGCUACUGGCUAGGAGCACAGUUGGUACUGCCGGUGUACUUUGGAUUGCUGCGGCUUUGAAGCUGCUUGUCGUUGUGUCGUGGCUACUAUGGCCAGCGGAGAAGGAAUAACAGUCGCGCAUGCAUGAUAUUCCUAGAUACACGUCGUAAAGACUUAGAUAUAGACUGCGAGAUUUGUUAGUAAAUGCUUCCGAACUGUUGGGUAAUGCAUAUUUUCAAUCUGUCACCUAGAUGGGCGAAUAAAUAGGUAGAUAAACAUCAAUAGAUUCGGCUUCUAAAUUCAACA
Molecule: messenger RNA, 1588 nt
Organism: Daldinia loculata
Lineage: Eukaryota; Fungi; Ascomycota; Sordariomycetes; Xylariales; Hypoxylaceae
Exons: 2
Coding region: 580-1413 (277 amino acids)
Source: RefSeq, a predicted model, not a curated record